UCGGGCGGGACCGGUUGCGUAAAUACUUUUGAAAGGCCCUAUCAGCGCGGGGGGCGGCACAUUUGAUCUGUGCGUGGGCUUUAACGGCGGAGAGUCCGGGCGGUGAGCAGCCUGCGCCAUGGAUACUGAGGGUUUGUCGGAUCUCCGGCUGCUGCAGGAGCUCAAGGAGAGCCGGAGCCGUUUCCAGACGCUCAUGCAGCGGCUGAUAGCGAAGUACAACCAACCAUUUGAGGACGACCCGCUGGUGCAGAUGGCCACGCUGACCUACGAGACGCCCCAAGGAUUGAGAGUGUGGGGAGGAAAGCUGAUAAAGGAAAGAAACAAGGAACACACUCAGGACCCUUCCGGGAAGAUGAUUGCCAGAUUAAAUAGGCAGAGUCCAGACGGCAAUGAGCAUUUACAGCCCUGCACACAAGUCCUGGGAGCCGGUUCAGACAGCAGCAGUGCAGACACAAGCCUAGAAGAGGAGGAUUGGCCAGCGUGCAUCUUGACGUCUGCAGUGCCUGGAAGCCCUUGGAAAAAUGAUUUAAGAAGGAAGUACUUGAGCCAGGUGGAUAUCCUGCUUCAAGAUGCAGAGUACUUUAAGAGCGCAGAGAAGAGAGGCAGAAAGGACACACUCAUGACUUGGGUUCCUUCCUCACCUGUCACACCAGCCCCUGGAUGCCAGGAUAGUAUCUCUGCAGAGAGCUUUGGCAUGCCUGAAGUGUCAGCUUCGUCCUCCAGAGACUCGAGUCCCUCAAACCCUUGCCCUGCUGACAUGGCCAUUAUACCUAGAAAUGACAGCUUCUCCUUACUAGAGACCAGCAGCAACAGCUUAGGCAACCAGUCCCUUGAGGAUGACAUUUGCAAUGUGACAGUCAGCGAUUUAUACGGAGGCAUGAUGCAUUCAAUGAGUAGGCUGCUGAGCUUAAAGCCUUCGUGUAUAAUCUCCACCAAGACCUAUAUCAACCGGACCUGGAACCUCAAGAGGAGGCUCCCACGUAAGAGUGGGGUGCGCAUGAACAGGACAUUCUGCCACAGGAGCAAGCCCUCCCAGAGGAGCUCCAAGAAGGGGCCCUGCUUAGAGCCAGGGAAAGAGGCCAGAAUAUUAAAAGACUGCAAGAAUGUAUUGCACAUUGCUCCCCACAAGAGAGACUUAAAACUGGAAAGGGGAUCUCUUGAAGGAAGCAAACUCCAAGUCCAUGAAUUCAGUCCAGCUUGGAAGGAGCUUCAGGGGACACCUCAGAAGUGUUCAGACUUCAACACGAUGUACUACCUUGAGCGAGAAAACAGACUGAAGACCUUGCAGUGGCUAAUCUCACCUGUUAAAGCGCUGCCCAGACCCAGGAUGCCUCCGAGUCGAACAGAGAAGCGCCACAGGGAGAUUGGGAGGAAAUUUGACCAGCUUCAUCAGGAAUGUUGCCUGUCUCCUGGGAAACAACGUCACCUGGCUGGCCCCACAGAGUCCUGGGCUGUAGAUGUGUACAGAGGUGGUUCUAGAAGCCCAGGCAGCCCCCAGGGCGUAAAAACCCACAGGCUGAGUUUACUUUUCAACAGAGGAAAGGCAAAGAGGUCACGUGAGGCUUUUGAAGACCUGAGCGAAAUGUCUGUCAAAGCCAGUAGAUGUCUCCCAAGGAGUGAUCCCGCUCCUUCACUGUCAGAGGACAGUGCCUCACAAAGCCCAGGCCAAUCUCAACAGAUGUCUGGCCUUUUUCUUCAAGGACACAAUUCUGGACCCAUCAGGAAGGCAGUAUCACCCAGUAUAGCAGUUUCAGCACCAUGGAUAGGCCCUCAGGGUUGUGGGGGGGAUCGCUAUGAUGAGAUUAAAAAAGAAUUUGACAAGCUUUAUCAGAAGUAUUGCCUGAUGUCACCUCAGCGAGUGAAGGUGACCUCUCAUGUUCCAGUACCUCCAGUGAAAGCUGGUGCAGCUGUUCCUAGUCAGACAGAGGACCUAAGAAAAUUAAAUCCAGACUCUGGAUUCCUGAGUUCCCCCAAAUCGUCAACAUCUCCUGGCUGGAACAGAAGAAGCCCACAAGACUCAAUUCCAGUUGAGGCACACAUGUCUGCGUGGACUACUAGCACUGUUGUGAGAGACCCUCAGUUCCCAACAAAGAGGCGCAAGUUGUCGUACCCUCCCACGUGUGCGCACCAGGCCAAGUCUCAGGAUUCCUCAGGAACAGCAAGCAAAGCCGUGCUCUGGGCAGAAGAGCAGGCUGGCCCCGAGGGGCCUGACUGCUGAUGAGGCGUUUCUGUCUGUCGGGCAUGGUGGUUAUGUGUAUCCAGUAGCUGCUGAGGGACAAGACUCUGUGGCAAACACUUCUGUCUCUCUUGUUGGAAAUGGGGCUCGGGGCAUCACACUUGCUAAGCCGUCUAGAACUCUGCAGCCCCUGUAGCCACUCAGGCUGUGUGGCCACCCACCCCGCUCUGCAUCACACCAUCAUCUCCAUCCGGCCACCCGCCCCGCUCUGCAUCACACCAUCAUCUCCAUCCGGCCACCUGCCCUGCUCUGCAUCACGCCAUCAUCUCUGUCCUUUCAUGUGGAAUGUUAGUGGUGCCUUGGGCUUCCCAGGCCACCAAGCCAAGCUCAGCCAUUAUCAGCCAUUAUUUCUCCUGACCAUAUUCAGGAGGAUCCUCAAUGGUAUUCUUUCUCUUAAUUUUAAUUAUUUGCCUUGUCUCUACUCCACUCUCCCCCACAUCUUCACCAUCCAUACUUCUGCCUCGGCACCUACCCAUGAUUCAAGAGGACAUGGUAAACAUGGAUUAGGGCAUAAUAUAGAACCCUUGGCUUGAUCUUUGGAGCUCUGGAUUUUAUUUUUUCUUUUGGGGGGAAUUUUUGUUUCAUUUGGUUUUUGAGACAGGUUCUUACCUAAUUAAGGACUGACCUUGGCAUCACUGUAUGGUCCAGAUGGUCUUGAGUUCCUGAUCCUCCUGCCUCUGCUUCCCAAAUGCUGAGAGUAUUUUUGUUUUCUAAUUUAUUUCCAUGGGUAAGAUACUUUGUGAACUCUAUCUUCCUGGUUGAAAUUCCAGGAAGGGACUUGCCUAUGAUCAGGUCACAGCAGGGCUAGACCUGUAGAGCAACCCAUGCAUGACAACUGGGUCUCAGGGUGCACCCACCAACAGUAUCCUUGUUUUUGGUCUAGAGCUGUUUGCCUAACUGCCUCUACCUCUUGAGCCUUUUCCUAGACCAGACUGCCACCUUGUGUUCAGUGUCCUGCUCCGGGCACUGGGAGUGACUGAGAGUGGUCAUAGUCAGGUCACCUCUGCAUAACUUGAGAUCCUCUGAUGGGAAGGACAAGGUCUCUAAAAUGGAAGCCCAUAACCUCCAUCCUCAUCCAGCCCCUGUGUCCUCAGCCUUCUGCUCAUGUCCCCAGCUGUCCCAGGAACACAGCUGUGUCCCCUGCCCUCCCGUCUGGACCUUCUUCCUGCUCUUGAUCCUAUAAAAUCCUACCACUUCAUUUUUAAACCCUGUUCUUGUUUUUCUGAGACCGGGUCUUGCUAUGUAGCCCAAGCUAAUCUUGACCUUGUGGCCCUCCUGCCCCAACCUUCCCAAGUAGGGAUAUACAUACACAGGUGCUCCUGCCUUUGACUUCCUUCUGUUUUCUACUCCAGUUAUAAGUCACUUGGAGAGGGGAUCAGAUCUCUACAUUCAUUGAUAACAUGAAGGCCAUUACUAGCUAGUGCCUUCUUUGUGUGAAGCCAGUGAGCCUUUUGUGUGCCUUACUCUAUCCACACGAGAACCAUUUGGUGAGAUGGGCAGGUCCUGUCUCAUGGUGAGAAGAUGGGCUGUGUCUGCUAACUCCUAAAUUCACUCAAGUUGGGCCAAGACUUAAGCCCCAGGACUUACCACAGGGCACAUGGCCUGCUGGGAUAGCAACAACCUUUUGUCAUUAAUGCUAUUGCUGUAGUGUGCCUUGGGUUCUUCAGCACGAUGGAAUUUCCCAUCGUGGUCAUAAACGUUUCUGAGUGCAGGAGAGUAGCAGCCAGGCAUUGAGCAGCUGGCUUGAAGCACUGUUGGGUCUGUACAAAGAACUGUCUUCACCGUUCAGGAUGGAAAAUGACUUUUUAAAAAUGUUGCCUUGCCCCAGUCGUGCUUUUCGAUGGGGUCUCUGUCACUUGUCACCCGCGCUGGCCGUAGAUGCCCCUCAAGCACGCAGCACCGCGACCCUUCUGCCUUUGCCUGUGUGUUGCUUUGCCUGUGUGUCUGUCCUUAGAGUAGCUCUGGGGCAGCCGGUGUCCUGGAAAGGGCCUGGUGUGAGUCUGCAAAUAAAGUUAACCUCUUCAGUGUCAA
This is a messenger RNA of Peromyscus leucopus (white-footed mouse), 4267 nucleotides long. It is a transcript of the gene Hjurp, whose product is annotated as Holliday junction recognition protein. Gene Ontology annotation, biological process: CENP-A containing chromatin assembly. The transcript is spliced from 8 exons. Lineage: Eukaryota; Metazoa; Chordata; Mammalia; Rodentia; Cricetidae. The coding region runs from base 119 to 2218 and encodes 699 amino acids. Gene Ontology annotation, molecular function: histone binding. Gene Ontology annotation, cellular component: chromosome, centromeric region; nucleus. The record is from RefSeq and is a predicted model, not a curated record.